Messenger RNA from Carassius carassius (crucian carp), 3079 nucleotides. Its product is annotated as beta-1 adrenergic receptor-like. Gene Ontology annotation, biological process: norepinephrine-epinephrine-mediated vasodilation involved in regulation of systemic arterial blood pressure; adenylate cyclase-activating adrenergic receptor signaling pathway. The coding region runs from base 588 to 1928 and encodes 446 amino acids. NCBI's taxonomy places the organism in Eukaryota, Metazoa, Chordata, Actinopteri, Cypriniformes, Cyprinidae. The record is from RefSeq and is a predicted model, not a curated record. Gene Ontology annotation, cellular component: membrane. The transcript has 2 exons. Gene Ontology annotation, molecular function: beta3-adrenergic receptor activity; norepinephrine binding; epinephrine binding.
AGAGAGAGAGAGCAAGCAUUAUCAGAGUAGGAGAGUGUUUUACCACUGUUGACUGUCGGCAGCGUCACUCCUUUGGCAGCAGAGGCACCUCCACUCGUCCGCUCUACACACACGGUGGCAACACACUGACUGAACCUCCUCCACUUCAGCUCAAGCUCCACUUCAGUGGAAUACUUCAACAGGACGGCUGCUUAUCUGCCUUUUCACUGGUGGCUUCAAGAGCUUUUAAAAAAGUUCAAUUGUUUUUCCCCCCAUCUCUCAUGGACCAGUUUUAACUCAGAAUAAAAGGGACUUAUUUGCCUCCUACAUCUUUAGUUCAGAUGUGUGGAAUGUGUUUAAAAUUCUACAGGACGUACAAGUUUCGGGAUGUGCAUGACUUUCAGGUUGCCUGAAGGAGAGGUGAAACUGAACUGAUGCUGUUGUUCGAGAUUUGGAAAUACAGUGGUAUAAAAUGAAAGAUUAAAUACAACAUCGUCAUGGUAUCGCAGGAUUAGACAUUUCCAGCACCUAGCUAUGUCUCUUUGCUGUUGCUUGUUUCUGAUAUUCAGGUUAAAAAAUUGCAUGCCUUGAUCUCUGAAUACUGAAACAUGGAAAUUCUGAACACCACUCUACCAACUGAUGUGAACAGCAGUCUACCAACCAAUGCAACUCUGACAGGGGAUGAAGAACGUGAGUUGCAGUCUUUGUUGCUGGUCCUCAUGGUGAUCAUAAUCACCAUUAUCAUUGUGGGUAACCUUCUGGUCAUCAUCGCUAUCGCAUACACCUCCCAGCUGCAGACCACAACGAAUAUCUUCAUCAUGUCAUUGGCUUGUGCUGACCUCAUAAUGGGGGUUCUGGUGGUGCCACUGGCUGCCACAAUUGUCGUAACGGGAAAAUGGCAACUCACCAAGACUUUGUGCGAGUUAUGGACAUCAGUUGAUGUGUUAUGCGUCACUGCCAGUAUAGAGACACUUUGCAUCAUCGCAGUGGAUCGGUAUAUUGCAAUCACGCGGCCUCUGCGACAUAAAGUGCUCCUGAAUAAGUGUAGGGCUCGAAUUAUUGUUUGUGUCGUGUGGCUGGUCUCAUCUCUAAUCUCCUUCGUCCCCAUUAUGAAUCAUUACUGGCGUUUGGAUAUUGGCAAUGAUACAAACUUGAGAGAAUGUAACAAGGACCCCAAUUGUUGUGACUUUAUAGCAAAUGUGCCAUUUGUUAUAAUUUCAUCAGUGGUUUCAUUCUACAUCCCUCUACUCAUCAUGAUUUUUGUAUAUGCACGCGUCUUUCUCAUUGCCACACGACAGGUACAGCUAAUCGACAAAAACCGUUUGAGGUUCCAAAACGAGUGUAUAGGAAAUCAGAUACAGCCAAUGCACCACGGCAACAACAACUUGCCUUCGAUGUGCAAUAACUUCGGAGGAACGACGGCAAGGCGGAAAAAUUCCCGAAGGCGACCAUCGGUCGUCAAGGAGCACAAGGCCCUCAAGACACUGGGCAUCAUCAUGGGUGUCUUCACACUCUGCUGGCUGCCUUUUUUUGUGGCGAACAUCAUCAAUGUCUUCAAUCGAGAAGUGCCGGACAGGAACAUUUUUCGUUUAUUAAACUGGUUAGGCUACAUCAACUCCGGCCUCAACCCCAUCAUCUACUGUCGAAGCCCAGAGUUUCGUAUCGCAUUCAAGAACCUUCUUGGCUGUCCUUGGUUGCCCUUUCUAAAAAUGAACUUCCUUUUGAAAGGGCUUCGGACUCGAUGCCCCUGUUUCAUGGGGUCUAUGGAGCCAGGAAUACCGGGAACAUUCCAGAAGACCCCCACAUUGCCUGAAGAAGGGAUCAGCCAGAGCAGCUACAGGAGCGAGGAGGCAUUGCCGGGACUGCCACACUCCAAUGGCAGCACCUUCUUCAGCGAAUUCUCCGAAGCCGAGGAAGAGUUCUGUAACCUACAGGGGCAGGAUGGCUGAAAGAUUCUAUCAUGACUGAAAGAAAAGGACGCUGAGGAAGAAACAGACAAAAGGACUGACCUACGUCACAGUUGGCUCCCCAGCAGAGACCACAAGGGCCCAGCAAAACAUCCAUGAAGCCAUCAGGGGAACCAGCUCCAAAAAUGAAAGACAAAAGAGUGAAAAGAUAUAACCGCAGAGAGACAAGCGCUGAGAGAAAUGACUCACAAACAGCCCAUCUAUGGAGAGAACGACUGAACUGGUACUGCUCAUGGAGGAGUGUAAUACAGAGCGAUCCGAAACUGCUUACAUUCUAUCAAGCCGCGGAGUUCUGGCGCGAUCCACUUCAGCCCGGUUUGGUCUGGAUUGUUUGGCAAAAAACUAACCAGACCUGUAGAUCCUCCAACAUGUGUUUCGGCAUCUUCUGAGAAUGGACUUCUUUAAAUACACGGACACAAUAACUCUGAACAGACUCUUUAAGCACAGAGGGUUUUUUAUCAAAUAUUAAAAAGUUUAGAUUUUGUACAGCAUCAUACACUAAAUUAUUAUUAUUUAUUUUACUUCCCACAUUUUAGCUGUGAAUGUCUAAAAUGCUUGCAACAUAUAUCUGUGUUGUACAGGUUAACACUUCAGCAGUCCACUGAUUCCCCCCCCCACCCCAGUGCAAUCAACUCAAUAUAAGCUACAAGAUUUCCCGCUCAAAUAUCCAUCUUCACCCCUGAGAAUGUUGAGGGCAGGUGAACGGCUUCACCAAUUUGAAUAGGAGCAUUUAAAUUUGGAUGCUGUGCAAUUAAGUGUAAACUGUGUAAAACUGAAAACAGAUCUAUUAGAGAAAGACCAAUUAUCCGCUCACUCAAAAAAAAAAGGGAUGCAUUGAUAUUAAAAUUUUGGCCGAUACCCAUUAUUAUUUUCAUGGUACUGUCGAUAACCAAUGAAUAUAGCUGAUGUUGAAAUUCCACACUAUUUUGUUUUAAGAAAUACAUUUGCUAAAGAUAACAAUUAUUGUUAUUAAUUACUAUCAUUUCAUUUUCUUUCAAUAAAACAUAAAUAAAUAAAAAGAUUAGAGUGAAAUGAACAGUGAUUAUGUAUUCCUGAAGAUGAACUUAAAGUGUCAGAUGGUACAAAGGUAAUCAAGUAUACACAAUUACACUGAAAAAAAUAAAAAAUUAUAU